Triticum aestivum (bread wheat) is the source of this 1113-nucleotide messenger RNA. RefSeq lists its product as uncharacterized. The record is from RefSeq and is a predicted model, not a curated record. Lineage: Eukaryota; Viridiplantae; Streptophyta; Magnoliopsida; Poales; Poaceae. Gene Ontology annotation, molecular function: protein binding. The transcript has a single exon. The coding region runs from base 1 to 1113 and encodes 370 amino acids.
AUGGCGAUGGCGAUGAGGCCGCCGGCGCUGGUCGACGACGCCAUGCGCGAGGUCUUCACGCGCCUGCCGGCGGACGACCCCAGGAGCCUCGUCCGCGCCGCCGCCGUCUGCAGGAGCUGGCGCGGCAUCUUCUCCGACCCCGGCUUCGCCCGCGGCUACCGCGCGUUCCACGGGGCGCCGCCCAUGCUGGGCUUCCUCCACAACGCGUACCGCAACGGCAACCGCUUCGUCCCCACUUCGACCUUCCGCCGGCGGGCGUCCCAGGACCGCCCAGACUGCCAGGUCCUCGACUCCCGGCACGGCCUCGUCCUACUCUACGCCCCCGCGUACGAACUCCCCUUUGACGCCUGCGACCUCGUCGCCAACAAGUUGUGGGAGAUCGAGGCCUUCCCCAAGUGCCGCGGCACCAUGCACUGGGAGGACAUCUACGAGGGCGUGCUACACUGCAAUGCCACGGUGCUCUGCGCCAGAGACCGGUGCGACCACCUCGACUGCCAUGGCGGCGGCCCUUUCCUGGUGGCCUUGGUGGGCUCUGCGGAGGAAGGAGGCAUUGCCCUCGCCACUGCCUACUCGUCGGAGACUAGUGAGUGGAGCCGCAAGAUCUCUGUUCGGAGCCCGGGUUUGCAGAUCGACGACGGAGGGCACACUGCUGUGGUGGGAAACAAGGUCUAUGUCCCCAGCUAUGAGUGUGACAGUGUCGUGGAGUACGACAUUGCUGAGCAACAACUAUCUGUGAUCAACGUGCCAGAGAGCCUGGACGAGGCACACCUUGACCUCAUAGGCGCGGAGGACGGCAUGCUGCUGUUUGCGUCCGUGCUCAAGUCUAGACUCUAUCUAUGGUCAAUGGAGGCUGGUCCUAGAGGAGCCGCGGCAUGGGCGCGACGCAGGGUCGUCGAGCUCGAGCCGUUGCUCCCUCCCCAUGCCCUCUUGGACAUGUCGGAGUCGGACGUGUGGGCGGUUGGUUUCGCGGAAGGGGUUAGGGUCAUCUUCCUCAGAACACCGGCUGGGUUGUACGCAGUUGAUCUUAAUUCAGGCCGAGUCAACAAUGUGGGUAAAUAUAGCAUUGAGAAGGUCAUGCCCUACACGAGCUUCUGCACUCGAGGUACAAGCUAG